Messenger RNA from Lingula anatina, 2395 nucleotides. RefSeq names its product beta-catenin-like protein 1. NCBI's taxonomy places the organism in Eukaryota, Metazoa, Brachiopoda, Lingulata, Lingulida, Lingulidae. Gene Ontology annotation, cellular component: spliceosomal complex. The record is from RefSeq and is a predicted model, not a curated record.
CCCAAAUAUACACAAAUCCAUAGGAGUUUAGUAUUUUUAUUGCCAUGCGCAAAAUAAUGCGCAAAAGGGUGAAUUGAGCGCGAAAUCCAACAUGGACGUCGGCGAGCUUUUGUCCUUUCAGCCAGAAAAACCUGCGCUGGGUACUCUGAAACGUAAAAAUGAGGAUGAAGAUCGAGGAAGAGCGAAGUCGAGAAAAAAACAGCCUGUGAUAACCAACCAAUCAACGCCAAGAAUUUCAGAAGAUGAGCGAGAAAAAAUUCUGAAGAUGGUCGAAGAGGAACCAGAGGCCCCUCCCAUGGAUGAGACAACUUUGAAGAAGAUAAUUCUACAGUUUGAGAAGAAAGCCUACAAGAACCAGGAGAUGAGAAUAAAGUUCCCAGAUCUUCCUGAAAAGUUUAUGGAGUCGGAACUCGAGAUGAAUGACAUGAUUCAUGAGAUGCAUGUAAUAGCCACCGCCCCAGACUUGUACUACAUCUUAGUAGAAAUGAAUGCUAUCCAGUCACUACUACAGCUACUUUCACAUGAAAAUACAGAUAUAAGCAUAGCAGUGGUAGAUCUUCUCCAGGAACUCACAGACGUCGACACAUUAAAUGAAAGUGAGGAGGGUGCCGAAGCUUUAGUUGAUGCCCUGCUUGAAGGACAAAUUGUUGCAGUAUUAGUUCAAAAUCUGGAAAGGUUAGAUGAAUCAAAUAAAGAAGAAUCUGAGGGUGUACACAAUACAUUAGGAAUUAUAGAAAAUAUCACAGAGUUCAGACCAGAGGUGUGUCCUGAUGCCGCUAAGCAAGGACUGAUGCAAUGGUUAUUAAAAAGAUUAAAGGCAAAAAUUCCAUUUGAAGGCAAUAAGUUAUACUGCAGUGAGAUUUUAGCUAUUCUUUUACAGAAUCAUGAUGAAAAUCAGGAACUUUUAGGAGAGAUGGAUGGCAUUGAUGUUUUACUUCAGCAGCUAGCGGUUUACAAAAGGCAUGACCCAAGCAGUGGAGAGGAGGGAGAGUACAUGGAAAACCUUUUCAACAGUCUGUGUGCGGCGCUCAUGCUGCCCUCCAAUAGGGACAGGUUUCUCAAAGGUGAAGGACUGCAGCUGAUGAACCUCAUGUUAAGAGAGAAGAAAAUGUCCAGAAACAGUGCCAUUAAGGUCCUAGAUCAUGCUAUGACGGGGCAGGAAGGGGGGGACAACUGCCAAAAAUUUAUAGAUAUUCUAGGACUGCGGAGUAUUUUCCCAGUUUUCAUGAAGACUCCAAAGGCAAACAAGAGAGGCCCGGGACCUGAGGAAUUAGAAGAACACAUCUGUUCCAUAAUUGGUUCCUUACUGAAGAACUGCACCGGAACCCAGCGCCAGAGGCUACUCAACAAAUUUACAGAAAAUGACCAUGAAAAAGUUGAUAGGUUAAUGGAACUCCACUUUAAGUACCUGGAAAAAGUGCGACAAGUGGACCUGCAGAUUGAGAAAGAGAAAAAUGAUCUGAAGUUCUUUGGUGGUGAUAUUGAUGAUGAUAUGGAGGAUCAGUUUUACCUGAGACGUUUAGAUGCUGGACUCUUUACACUGCAACUGGUUGAUUUUAUCAUGCUGGAAAUAUGUGUUACUGGAGUGCCAUCUGUAAAGCAGCGUGUCAUGCAGAUAUUGAACUUACGAGGAGGAUCAGUGAAGACCAUUAAAAGUGUUAUGAGGGAGUAUGCAGGAAACAUUGGGGAUGCAAAGAAUCCUGAAGCCAAAGAAGCAGAGCAGUCCAAAAUUCUCGAUCUGGUCAGCAAAUUUUGAAGGGAAGAAAACAACAUGUAAAGAGGAUAUGUGAAUUUCAACAUAAGUGAAGGGGAUUAUAUAUGUGAAAGGUAAUGUCGUUGAUGACAAAGAAUAUAACAGUACAGGCAUGACUGUCUUGCAUUGAUUGGUAUUGUCAAGAACAAGGUAAAUUCCAAAUGUUAGGAAAGGAUAGCAAAAUCACAGUAUGCUGGAAAUAAAUUGCGUCUAAUAAUAGUGUCAGUGAGCCAGCAUAGGGAUGGGAAUGGCUCCUAUGGUUAGAAAGUGUAGUCCAUGGUGUACUGUGUCCAGAUGACAAAGCCUGACAGGUAGUGGAUCAAUAGAGACAGCCCCUCCUACUGCAGUUAACUUAGCCUGUGGUAUGGCCUUCACUGAGAAUUUCCUGUCAGAUCCUGAACAUUUCAUUUUCAGUCUUGAUAGGUUCUGAGCUGUUAUGCCACAUAUCAAGGACGAAAAGGCUGAAUACAUUAUACUCUAAUGUAUACUAUCCAUUAUACUAUAGAAUACUUAUUGAACUUUUCUAUUGGAUUUUUUGGACAGGGAGGGAGAAAGAUAUCAGACUUGAGCAUUGCAUGAUGUGCUUCUCAUAAUUAUGGGCGGAGAUACUGAAUUACGUAACCAUUAAUUUUUAAUGAAAAA